Molecule: messenger RNA, 1987 nt
Organism: Paecilomyces variotii
Lineage: Eukaryota; Fungi; Ascomycota; Eurotiomycetes; Eurotiales; Thermoascaceae
Product: general substrate transporter
Exons: 3
Coding region: 280-1791 (503 amino acids)
Biological process (GO): carbohydrate transport; transmembrane transport
Cellular component (GO): membrane
Molecular function (GO): carbohydrate:proton symporter activity
Source: RefSeq, a predicted model, not a curated record
AUAUGGCCCCUUUAUCGCAUCAAAUACGGGACAUGAUCUGAGCAAGUCGCUUAAACAUUUGUCGGGAACAAAUGCAGAUGUGAAGGUAGAAGGUAACAAGCAUCAACGUGCUAUAUCAAGAGUGAUCCUAUGUCGCCGUCUCGCAUUUAAGGCCGUCGGAGUCAGCGUCGAAGCAACUUGCGAUGCGACCAGCUUUAGUCGCUUCCUUGUUGUCGACCACCGUUGCAUGAAGGCUAAUUCUGGCCAGUAAUCCGGGUAGAGAUCUAUCUGAUCGCUAAAAUGAAGCUGGAGAGCUUUCGCAUCUAUUGGCUGGCUGCAGUCCUGUGCUGUGGAGGGAUGUUAUAUGGCUAUGACUCUGGAGUAAUAGGCGGAGUUUUAACAUUCGAACAGUUUGCGAAUGAUUUCAGCUAUGCAAAGUCGGAAGCAACUCGAGUCAGCUCGAUCGCUGUGGGCAUCCAGCAGGCUGGUGCUCUGGUGGGCUGUUUCGCCAUCUGGCCGGUUACCAAUCGAUAUGGAAGAAAGCCAGCAAUCAUGGCGUGUUCGCUCAUUUUCUGCAUUGGGGUUGUGCUUGAGACACUCAAUACGCAUUCCAUCUCAGCGUUCUACCUUGGCCGUGUCAUUUGUGGACUUGGUAUCGGAGGCUCUUCGACAGUCGCGCCAAUCUACAUGGCCGAGUCAUCACCAAAGGAUAUUCGCGGUCGACUAGGUAGUUGCUACCAGUUUUCGUUCACCAUUGGUAUUCUCGCAUCCUACUGGAUUGAUUACGGCGUUAAAUAUAUGAAGCCAUCGGCAAUUCAAUGGCAGAUCCCAAUUGGCCUCCAGAUCGUCCCGGGCGCACUGAUGGGCCUCGGCGUGCUGACCCUGGAGGAGAGUGUGCGAUGGUUGGUGGCCAACGGACGCUACGACGAAGCAUGGAGGAGUCUCGUGUGGCUCCGUGCUAGUGACUCCGAGAUAGUUGAGACGGAGCUCAUGGAGAUGAAGCAAGGCGCAGAAGAGGAGAGACGCGUCAUGGCCGGACUCAGCCUGAAGGAAUUAUUCGAAUGGCACAACGCUCACAGGCUACUCAUUGGAUUUGGGUUUUUCAUGGCUCAACAGUCGACAGGGUCGACAGCGCUGGCGUACUUUGGACCGCAAUUCUUCUCACUUCUCACAGGCCCAGGUGACCAGGACCUGCUGCUGACUGGAUUCUUCGGUGCCAUCAAGGUCAUUUCAUGUGGCAUCUUUGUCUUUUUCAUCUCUGACAGGUUUGGCCGCCGUCCAGUCCUCAUGGUGGGAGCAGCAUUGAUGUGCGUGUGUAUGCUUGUUAUUUCCGCGGUGGUCAAGACGCAUCAGCCACCAGGUGAUGGACACAUUACACCCGCUGGGAUUCUUACUGUCUCGCUCAUCUACCUCGACAUCUGCAUUUACAAUCUAUCAUGGGGCCCGCUCCCAUGGCCAUGCACAUCGGAGAUCUUCCCAACACGCAUCCGAGAGCCAGGCGUCGCUCUGGGCGUUGGCUCACAAUGGCUGUUCAAUUUUGUCUGGUCGUUCAGCACUCCUUAUAUCAUGUCCGGCCUGGGAUGGGCGACGUUUCUUCUGUUCGGAAUAUUUGACGUGUUCAUUUUCGCCUUCGUUUACUUUUGCGUUAAGGAAACCGCGCGCAAGACGCUGGAGGAGAUCAACGCCAUGUUUGAGCCUGCUGUAUACCACGCCAUACCUUCAGCCAAUAAGCCGGGAGAAGAACCGCAAGAAGAUGAACCAUUGCUAUUUCCGAAGUCACCGGGAAAUCAGCAGGCCGACGACGAGGAGUAAUCUCAUUAGCAGUUACAUUUCGCAUCGCAACGUCACAUUUGGCGUGAUUCCGGAGUCCCCCGUCUCAUCUAUAGAAUCUCACAGCGCGCAAUAUGCAUCUCUUGCAGUUCGAUUUCUAGAGAGGGUCAUAUAUUUUACUAAAAUAUUAUUUCCGAUAGACAUGAUAGAUCGAUACUCUAUAUACCAAUCACAACAC